AAUACGGAAGUCAAAAUGGCGGCAGAGGAAGAAGAUGAAGAUAUUUGGGACAGUUGGGAAGAUAUGGCAGAUUCAGGGGAAUUAGAAAGACGAAUGGAAGAACGUGAGAAACAGAUUCGAGAAAAGGAUCAGAAAGCUUCAAAUACAACCAUAAAGAUACAAGAAACUAAGACAGGUUCUUCAAUUCUAAUGCAGGAAGAUACAAACCGAACACUCUACAAACCACAGUUAAGGAUUUUAAAACGACCAGAUUCUGGAGGAUCGAAUCAUUUAAAAGGUCAGGAAUCCUCCAAGGAGAAGCCUGCUCAUAAAACCUUAGCAGAAAGACAAGCACAAUAUGCAGAAGCCAGGGCACGGAUAUUAGGAUCAGCAUCAGAUGAAAACAAUGAUUCAGAAAAAGAUGUCAGACCACAAGUAUUGCAAGUGGAACAGAAACUGCCAGAUAAUGUCAUUCGUUUGCCAAGGGGUCCAGCUGAAAACGGUUCUAAAGGUUUUGAACUCGCAAGGCAACAUCAUGGUGUGUAUAGCCGUGUACAGGAAUACAAGACUCCGUACUAGCACUAAUAUUUACAUCGUUGCACUGGCUAUCAGCGAUCUUUUGAGCGCCAUUUUCAUCAUGCCGUUUGCGGCGGGAGUACUCAUCUCAGGAAGAUGGCCCUUUGGCGAGAAGUUUUGCGGAUAAACGCCGCUAUCGGCACGUUUGCCGUGUACGUUUCACCUGUGACGAUGUGUUUGACAGAGCAGUCAACAGAUACAUGAAAAUGUGCGAGUCAGAUGUUGAGUAUAAACGUUUCUUCUCGCCAGCAAGGUCCCGCCUUGUGCUGGCCUCAGCGUGGGGCUUGGUUACCUGUUACAUCCUGGUUCCUCACUUGGCUGGUCUACAAGGCUCACACUUUGUGCCUGGAUAUGCCUGGUGCUUCACCCGACAUCUGAGUACAUCUAGAAAAGUAGUUCACUAUUUGAUCGUUGUUAGCUUGUUUCUCCUCCUUCCUCUGGCGGUGACAAUUUUCAGCUACAGAAAAGUUUCCAGAAAGAUCCAGGAACACAACAUCAAUUUAGCGAUGGUCCAUCAAAGUCAAAGACGAAUAGUCAAUGUCAGCCCACAUGAAAUCCAAAUAAGCAGGUCAUUAUUCGUCAUGGUAUUUGCGUUCAUGUUGUGCUGGAUUCCCGCUUGGGUCAUUGCUGUCUUGACACGCUUUUUCGGAGACAAAAUUCCUCGCAAUGCUCAGCUGUUGACUUCUUUCUCCUUCAAUUUGUCCAACACCAUUAAUCCUUUCAUAUACGCUGGAAUGAAUCCGUUGUUUAGGAAAGAGUUUAAAAGUAUCCAGCGCUGGGAUUUUUUCAACAGAAUUCGUAGUGAAUCAGAGUCGAACAAUGCGAACAAUCAACAGGGAUCGAGUAAAAAAUCUAUCCCCCUUGCUCAAAGUACCCCACAGCAAAACAUUGAAAAUUACCCAACGUCAGGGUAAUCCUGGACGCAAUCACGAACAGAGAGGUACUUACUCGUUAUCUCAACUGAAAAUCUGAUUGUAGUGAACGGAACAUCAUGACAGGUUUAGUUGUCGGGAGAAAGCAAACUAAAGCAAGUCCACAGAUUCAGUAAUAAAAAGAAGCGAGAUAGAGGUACAAAUUUCAAGUAGCUUCAAUCACGUCAGAUAACAGAAUGAUCGCUGAUAUAACCGACACGGCCUUCCUCUUGAAAGGAGAAAAUGGUUAACUGCCAAGCCAAGGAAGUUGUUGUGAAGCUGGAGGAGUUUUUUUACCGAGGUGAGACAGAGGGACCGUCAUUUUAAAGGAAGCAGACGGAAGUAUUUCCAUUACCAAGAACAGGGAGUUUGCUAACAGCCACUGACCACCGAAGAUGAAGAACUGUUGUGGUCCAAAGGGCUCCUUGGCAGCCAGUCACCGUGCGUGGUCCCUAAAAGUGAUCCGGAAAUGUGGUUUCUUUUUACUUAGUGUUUUGAAUUACGAGGAAAAUCACGACACGUUUCUGUAAGGUUUUUCAUUAAAUAAAGACGGUGUCGAGUACGUCACGUGCAAGGAAAACCCCUUUUGAUUGUAUUUCAUUCCAUAGUAAUGACCAAAACAUGCCUCACCGACUUGUCAUAUUUUAGAGAAAUUUUAAAUAUCAUUCGCGGUUUUCGCCCCAAACACCCUAAAGACCAAGCUAUUUCCUAUACUAACUAGAUACCCGCAGUACUUUACCCGAGAAUUUCCAAUACGCUAGAUUUCAGCGCUGUAGACUUUGCGUUAUGGU
Stylophora pistillata is the source of this 2257-nucleotide messenger RNA. RefSeq names its product SUZ RNA-binding domain-containing. The record is from RefSeq and is a predicted model, not a curated record. Lineage: Eukaryota; Metazoa; Cnidaria; Anthozoa; Scleractinia; Pocilloporidae.